Rhipicephalus microplus (southern cattle tick) is the source of this 916-nucleotide messenger RNA. RefSeq lists its product as uncharacterized. Gene Ontology annotation, molecular function: zinc ion binding; nucleic acid binding. The record is from RefSeq and is a predicted model, not a curated record. Lineage: Eukaryota; Metazoa; Arthropoda; Arachnida; Ixodida; Ixodidae.
UGACGUCACUUAUCACUGCGCACCCAGUGCGCGCAUUCCUGUGCGACCGAUCACGUGGUUCUGCGCCUAUAUAUGGUGCGUCUUCUAAUAAACUUAUCAGUUGCUUCUUGGUAUGCUGUCUGCUGCUCACGUUAUUACACUGGCGACGAGGAUGGGAUCCGCCCCCUUGUACUAGCUCAGUACGAAGCAGUAUUGCGGGCGAUCGGCGGUCGACAGCCAUGGACCAGAAAACAACGGCAGCCAUGGCCUGGGACGGUUGAACUCGGCGGCACUACCUUCGGCAAGAGGCAACGCAGUCGUCGGGGAAAGCAACCCGAUAAGUAUACUGCACUUUUACUGAACAAUGGCGCGACUAGGCAAGCUAGACGAGUUCAACGAGAAGGAUCAGAAUUUUGAAUCCUAUCUGGAGCGUUUUGAGCACUUAGUCACCGCAAAUGACAUCAGAGAGGAAAAGAAGCUGGCAGUAUUCUUGAGUGUGAUAGGACCACGAACGUACGAGGUGCUCAAAAGUUUGGUAGUACCCGCUGUUCCUGGGGACAAGUCCUUUGAAGAGGUCACAGUGCUGUUGAAGAAACACUAUAGCCCACAGUGCUCGGUCAUUGCCGAACGUUGCAAAUUUAACAAGCGAGCACAAGAAGAGCAGGAAAGCGUCGAGGACUUCAUAGUGGCCUUAAAACAGUUAGCAAGGAAGUGCGAUUUCGGUCAGUUUCUGCAAGACGCGCUGCGAGACAGAAUAGUGGCAGGCAUAAGACGCGAGGAAACGCAACUCGCCCUAUUUGCUGAAGAAGAUUUAACCUUCGAAAAGGCGUGCAAGAUAGCCCAGGACCGAGAGCAGGCUGCGCGACAGACAGCGUUACUUCAUGCAGAAGGCAAGGAAGCGGCUUUUUAUGCAAUGGCGAUAGGAGGAAAAGGAAGC